CUCUAGGUGUUUUGGCAGCUCAUCCAAAACUUUUACAUAAAGUGGUUCCUAAAUGGACGGCACAAGAUUGGUGUCAUAGUACUGAUCCUGGUAAACAAUUAGGUGUUUAUAAUUUUAGAGAUACUGAACGGCAUCCCGGAAUAUUUCGUUUUAGAUUUUAUCGAUUUGGUGAAUGGAUAGAAGUGGUAGUCGAUGAUUACCUUCCAACAAAGAAUCGCCGUCUUAUAUAUGCUCACUCAAAAAAUCCUAAAGAAAUGUGGUGUUCAUUGCUAGAAAAAGCUUAUGCGAAACUUUGCAAAUGUUAUGAAGCCCUGGAAGGUGGGUCAUCUUCCGAUGCACUUGUUGAUCUAACAGGUGCUGUUCCAGAAACCAUUCAAUUACAUCCAGAUGAUGAUGAGGAUAAUAUCCUGCAAAAAAUGGGUGAAAAAAAAUUUGUUGCUAUGAUACAAGGUGCUAUUAAGGAAAGGUCACUAGUGAGUUGUUCCGUUGAUGUACUCGAGGAUGAGGUUCAACAAGAAAGGUUACCUAAUGGUUUAGUUGUUGGGCAUGCGUAUGGAAUUACAAAUAUACAAGUACUCAAAAUUGGUGCCUUGUUCAAGAAAAACGAAGUCAUUCUAAUACGUCUGCAUAACCCAUGGGGUGAAGUAGAAUGGAAUGGUCCUUGGUCUGAUAAAUCACCAGAAUGGCAAAACGUUUCCAAAUCUAAGCGUAAACAAUUGGGUGCGAUGUUUCGUGGAGAAUGGUCAAUAGAGAAUGAAACAGCUGGUGGAUGUAUUAAUCAUGCAGAAACAUUUUAUCAAAAUCCGCAAUAUUCUGUCAAAAUUCAAAAACCUACAAUCAUAAUAGUAUCGUUAAUGCAACAAGAUGAUUAUGCUGAAAUUGGUGCUGAAAAAAUCACUAUAGGAUUUAUUAUUCUUAAGGUUGAAUUAAAUCGUAAAUAUCGAAUUCAUAAACCAACUUAUGAAAUCGCCGGUCGAGUUACCUAUAUUAAUUCUCGUGAAGUUACUCAAAGAAUUUCUUUAAACCCUGGUCAUUACAUCUUAAUUCCUUCUGCUUAUAAUGCUGAUGAUGAAG
This is a messenger RNA of Racocetra fulgida, 1074 nucleotides long. NCBI's taxonomy places the organism in Eukaryota, Fungi, Glomeromycota, Glomeromycetes, Diversisporales, Gigasporaceae. The record is from the annotation of a GenBank genome assembly.